ACAUCAGCCCUGAGACUCGUGCUAAUGUCAAGUUUGUGCAGGACACUUCCAAGUACUGGUACAAACCGGAGAUCUCCAGGGAGCAGGCCAUCGCACUGCUGAAGGACAGGGAGCCGGGGGCUUUCAUCAUCCGAGACAGCCACUCCUUCCGGGGAGCCUAUGGCCUCGCCAUGAAAGUAGCUUCUCCGCCUCCCACGGUCAUGCAGCAGAACAAGAAAGGAGACAUCACCAACGAGCUGGUGAGGCACUUCCUCAUUGAGACCAGCCCACGGGGUGUGAAACUAAAAGGAUGCCCCAAUGAGCCCAAUUUUGGCUGUCUGUCGGCUCUGGUGUACCAGCACUCCAUCAUGCCCUUGGCGCUGCCCUGCAAGCUGGUCAUUCCUGACCGAGAUCCCAUGGAGGAAAAGAAAGACACUGCAUCGGCCACCAACUCGGCCACGGACCUCCUCAAACAGGGUGCGGCUUGCAACGUCCUCUUCAUCAAUUCGGUGGAGAUGGAGUCGCUGACAGGCCCCCAGGCCAUCACGAAGGCUGUCGCCGAGACGCUAGUGGCCGACCCCACGCCCACUGCUACCAUUGUCCACUUCAAAGUCUCUGCACAAGGCAUCACCUUAACUGACAACCAGAGGAAAUUGUUCUUCCGACGACACUACCCCCUCAACACUGUCACCUUCUGUGACCUGGACCCCCAGGAACGAAAGUGGACUAAAACUGAUGGCAGCGGUCCAGCCAAGCUCUUCGGCUUCGUGGCCAGGAAGCAAGGAAGCACCACAGACAACAUCUGCCACCUCUUUGCCGAGCUGGACCCAGACCAGCCAGCUGCAGCCAUCGUCAACUUUGUCUCCAGGGUCAUGCUUGGCUCCGGCCAGAAAAGAUGAGCUGGCACUUGCGGGUGAUUCUUGAAUUUUGGAGAAGGACUUGGAGCUGAUCCGAGAAGGAGUGUGAGGAAGUGCAUUGUGGGAGAGGGAAGUGAAUCGGGGGGGAAAAGGGUUGGAAUUUUGGAGGAAAACAGCAAACAACAAAAAAAAACCCCAACGAAACCCCUAAAAACUCAACACAAGC
Messenger RNA from Cariama cristata (Red-legged seriema), 1062 nucleotides. RefSeq names its product tensin-like. The transcript has 9 exons. Gene Ontology annotation, biological process: fibroblast migration. The record is from RefSeq and is a predicted model, not a curated record. Gene Ontology annotation, molecular function: protein binding. NCBI's taxonomy places the organism in Eukaryota, Metazoa, Chordata, Aves, Cariamiformes, Cariamidae. The annotation marks the transcript as partial.